Messenger RNA from Monopterus albus (swamp eel), 5738 nucleotides. RefSeq names its product leucine rich repeat (in FLII) interacting protein 1a (gene lrrfip1a). The coding region runs from base 513 to 4991 and encodes 1492 amino acids. The record is from RefSeq and is a predicted model, not a curated record. Gene Ontology annotation, biological process: regulation of transcription by RNA polymerase II. Lineage: Eukaryota; Metazoa; Chordata; Actinopteri; Synbranchiformes; Synbranchidae. Gene Ontology annotation, molecular function: DNA-binding transcription factor activity, RNA polymerase II-specific; RNA polymerase II cis-regulatory region sequence-specific DNA binding. The transcript has 22 exons.
AGCCACAUAUCCGACAUCACCUGAAGGAAGCUUAAUUAAGCACGGACUGUGAAGUUCGUGUGUAACAAACUCUUAUUCGUGAAUCCGUCAGGUGGUGAAGUCAUAAUCCUGGCUGCUAAAUAAAAAGACCAGUAUAAGGUUUCCCAACAAUAGUUUGGUUACGGUUGGUGUUUACUGGUACUAGUUUUAUUUCCAAAGACUUGGUGUAAAAGCAACAGUGGGCGGUUUUUGACCGACUAGUAAACGUCUAUGAAGCGCACAUGGGCCGCCGCUCACCGACGGUCUGAACCAGACUUUGUCGCAAGUUCGCGCGUCUCUGCAGAAACACAGGAAGAGGUGUAGAAACGGAUGUGUGACAAUGACCCGAGCUGUGAACGCGACCAGGCACCGUCUGCUUUAUCUCUGAGGCUUUAGCGACACAUGAGACCCACCAGCUACCGCUCUGUUUGGAUUACUCAGGCCACCGUGGGACCACAAGAGUGAGUUUAACUGUAGCCAGCGUCUGAGGAAACAUGGGGACUCAGGGCACAGGACGGAAAAGGUCCACCAAGAAGGAGAGGUCGACAGCAGAGGACGAUGCCCUGAACCUAAUAGCCAGAGAGGCUGAGGCCAGGCUGGCAGCAAAGAGGGCAGCGAGGGCAGAGGCCAGAGAGAUCCGCAUGAAGGAGCUGGAGAGACAACAGAAAGAGAUCUUCCAGGUGCAGAAGAAAUAUUAUGGCUUGAGCACCACAUUAGAUGACAGAGCGGACCGCAAAUGGGGAGAUAUUGAACAAUGGAUGGAGGACAGUGAGAGAUACUCACGUUCUUCACAGAUGCGCACGUUCUCAGACGACGACGAGCGGAUGUCGGUGGGAAGCCGGGGCAGUGUCAGGGGCUCACAUAAGAAGUCAAAGAAAAAGAAGAAAUAUAAAGACAAAGAUAGGAAUGGCUGUGAUGAUGAUUACAGUGUUAUGUCCAGCAGGAGCUCCAGAUUGAGUGAUGACAGCCGACCUUCUCGUGCGUCCAGAUUAGACCUGCAGCCGGCUUCUUAUGCUUCCUCGGACUUGUACGGUCUCAACGGCCUGUCCACCACAAGAAACCCAGUUUCAGCUUUCAAUGGUUACCAGAGUUCCUUGUAUGAAGACGGUCUCUGCAGUGGAUCACGGCGAGUCGCUGGCUCCAGCUCCCAUCCUUUAGAUUACACUAGCUAUCGCAGCUCUGGCUCCAGAACCUCCAGCAGGGCCGGUUCAGCCCGCGCCAGCCCGGUGGACAACUGCAGCUCAGUUGCCAGUUAUUUAAGAAGUGCAGCUGGUAGCAGUGGCCUCCGCGGGGACCUGGACAGUGUUACUAUUCCUGACUUUUCAGAUGUGAGUCGUUUUGCACUUGCCAGAGGCCGAGGCUGUGAUGUGGAGGACAAAGAUUAUCUUGAGAAGGGAUCUCGAGCUGCUUCUACCUCAACAGGAGCAACCCUCACCUCCUUAGGUGGAACAUCCUCCCGGAGAGGAAGCGGAGAUACAGCUAUAUCUGUAGACACUGAGAACUCCAUACGAGAAAUCAAGGAAAUUCAUGAGCUGAAGGAUCAGAUUGAAGAUGUGGAAGCCAAGUACACACAGAACCUAAAAGAAGUCAAGGAUGCCUUAGCAGAAGCUGAGGAAAAGUACCGUAAAGCCAUGGUGUCCAAUGCUCAGCUGGAUAAUGAGAAGAACAACCUGAUGUACCAGGUGGACACACUGAAGGACUCGCUUAUGGAGCUGGAGGAGCUGCUGUCUGAGUCACGCCGGGAAUAUGAGGAGAAAGUCAAGGAAUUUGAGCGAGAGAAACACGCCCACAGUGUGCUUCAGUUCCAGUUCAGUGAAGUGAAAGAGACACUAAAACAAAGUGAAGAGCUGCUAAAUGAGAACCGUCAGCUACGUAUGAAACAAGAUGGUUUUGUUAGAGAAGUCUCUGAUCUGCAGGAGACACUGGAGUGGAAGGAUAAAAAAAUUGGGGCCUUAGAGCGACAGAAAGAAUACACAGAUGCCAUCCGAAUUGAGCGAGAUGAGCUCAGAGAAGAGGUGGUGAAGGUGAAAGACAUUCUCAAGAAACAUGGUAUAGUGUUGGGACCCGAUCUGAACAUCAAUGGAGACAUUGGUGAGGCAGAAGUCGAUGGGCCCCCCAGUGGAGACUCUGCCCCCAGCCCGGCUCAAGAGUCACUGACCUCCCCAACUGAAGGGAACAGCAUCCUUGGCAGCACAGAGAAGAAUCAGUUGAGAAGUAGCAGAGAGGAAGACAUGGACCCAGGGCAGCAUGAAGAAAUGCUGAAUGAGGAAACUAGUGAGAAUCACUUGAGCUCUGAUGUGCUCUGUAAUGCUGGUGAUGUGAACACACUGGAAACACCUAGCAAAGAACAACCUACAGAAGAACAACAGACAUGCUUAUCCACAGAGGAAGAUGGUGUUGGUGAAAAUGGGCUCAACAAGGACUUAAAUGUUUCUAUUAAUGACCAUUCAGUCACAGAAUCUAAAGAUGUAAUCAUUUGUAGCCCAGAGGAAAGUGCUCUAGAAACAGAAACACAUGGUGGGGGAGAUUCAGGAGAGACAAGUAACCCAGAUUUAGGGGAGACAGAAACCAAAAGCAGCAGUGUUGAUAUUGUAGAGUCAUGUAACAAGGUUUUUGAAGAGCAAGAAAACAAAGAGGAAGACACUGAGGAAAGUAAACUGAGGAAUACAGAAUCAUGUCAUCAGCAAAAAGUCAUAGAAGAUGUUAGGAAAGAAAAUUUACCUGAUGGGUCCAUUUCAGCUGUAUCAAACACUGAACCUCAACAAGAGCCUGAGAAUGCUGAAGAGGCAGAGAACGAUGAGACAGAGGAAUUAUCCAGUAAAACUCAGCCUCAGGGUGCUCCUACUUCAGGCAAAAAGAAGAAAAAGAAGAAGAGAAGCAAAAAGAAAGGAGGGACUCAUGAGGAUAAGAACCAACAAAAACAUGGAACAGAGAAAGAAAGCAAAACAGAAGAAGGCAUACAGUCAGCUAAAAGAGGUAAUGGGUCAGCAACAGAACCCAAAACUGAUGGUUCUGUCAGUGAAACCUUCAAGGAAUCAAAGAUGGAUCAAAUUAGCAAUGAGCAGGGGGUGAAGGGAACUGAGAAAAUAGAUGCAGUAGAAGCAGUGGAGCCCACUGAAACUUUUCUACACAAAGAAGUAAGAAUGGAUCAUGUUACAAAUGAGCGGGACAAGGAACAAAGUUUAGAAGCUGAGAAACAGACACCCACUGAGACCCUUUGUCACAUUGAAUCUAGAGAUGAACCCACCAAGGAUAGACAGGGCAAAGAAGAAACUUUGGAAAGCGAGAAAGUAGAAGAAAUGGAAUCUGUGACAAGUCCUUGCGAGGCCAGUGUCAGUAUGCCUGAUCUUACUGACACCUCCAACAGUACUGAGAGCACUGGCUUUGACAAAUUACACAACUCUAAAAGUGGGGACAUCUCCGCUAAUAGUGAAGACAUCCAUAGUGAGUCACAAAUAGUUUAUCACAGAGAAGAUGAAGUUGGGUCUGAUGAUGAGUUGAAACCUGAAUUCACAUCUAACCCAGAGAGCAGCCUUGAAACAAAUGGUAAAGAAGACAUUGAAGCUGAAUCACAUCUUCCAAGCAACUGUGAUGUUGCUGCUGAUGAAUCCGAGUCCACAAACCGUUCUGAGAGGAAGGAUGACAUAUCAGUCUUGCCGCCAUUUACUUAUGAUUUCAGUCUUGAUCUCAAAAGCUCGUCUGUCUCAGAGCCACCAUCAGAGCCAUAUGUACCCAGGAAAUCACUUGGCAACGACAUCCUCAUCAAAGUUUCUGAUGUAAGAUCUGAGGAGGAGGCUGCUGGAGAUGAUGAGGAGCCAAGAACUGUGACUGAGCAACUUUGCUUUUCUCCCAGUGUCACCUCCCCAAGUCAUGAUGAUUAUUCAGAGCUAAAACAAGACAGCUCCUCCUUUUCUGUUCUUACUGGAAACUUAAGGGAAUCUGAAGAUUUUGUCAAGACAGAUGGCUCCUCAUACGAUGAACAACGUGACAGUCUGUGUCCUUUGGAGACUGUAGCUCAAGCUGAACAACUGGAGGAUAUGGCAAUCCAGACAUUAGUGUGUGUGGAUUUUAAUGAUGACUCAAACAUGAAAGUGUCUUGGCAAAUAGAAGCGAUCAAAACCACUGACAUGUUAAACAUGCCAGACUCUCCAAAAGAAGCUGUUGAGAUUGGUUCUUCGGUCAAGUGGGAAUCAGCUGUUGCAAAAGAUCCAGAACAUAAAACCAGUCCAGAUGAUAAGGAAAGUGAGACAUCUCUCUGUCCUUUGGCUGAGCAACUGCAGGAAUCCAGCAAAGACGAGUCUGAGGAUAAUGCUGUAUCUCAACCCAACCAACGCAACAGCGAUGAAGAGGAUGGUGACGAUGAGGAAGGGCAGUCUUUUGAUUUUGAUGACAUGGAUAUGGAAGCAGCUAUAGCAACAAGUCUCCCAAAAAAUCCAGAUCAGGAAAUUGUGGAGGAAGGAGCUGAAGUCAUAUCAGACCAAAGUACUGAGACAAAUAAAAAUAUGCAAGACAGGCCGGUUGAAAGCAGUGACGAGAAGCGUACGGUUGGUGAGGAUAACCAGGAAGCUACACCGCAUAAAGAAUCGGAUAAUACUCCUCAAGGCAACAACAACUCUUCUCAUGAGGAAGCCAUGUCUGCACAGGAGGAGGAUGUGGAAAAUGUGUGUGAAGAGCAGGUAAACACACCGAAAGAAGAAAUGUGUAUAGCAGAUGAGGCAAGGGACGUUACAGAGGAAGGAAAGGUUUUGAUUGCUGGAGAGUUAGGUGAUGUUGCAGAGGACAUUAACCAGGCAACAUCUGAACCAGUAGAGGAAGAAUUGGAUGCAAUUAAGCAUGAGGUGCAGGGUGAAGCCUUGGUUUUACCAAAGAGUGCAGACCAAGUGGGCAGCAGCACAGAGCCACCACAGUCAGGGAAGGAUGUGAAGAAGAAUGGUAAGAAAGGCAAAGGCAAAGAGGACUGUAAGAUGUCAUAGUUCACCAGCAGUACAGCAGAUCAUAUAAUGCACAGUAUAAAGAUUUAUUUGAUCUUCCUUUCGCUAGUUUUUGCUUGGCUCUUUACAAAGCGGUAAUGGAUGUGCAGAACCUCACAGUUCUGUGACAUGAACAUUAGUGUAAGUGUAUAUAUAUAUAUUUUAAAUCUGUAUUACUAGUCCAAGGUCAAAACAUCAGUUUUCAUUGAGACAGUAUGUGCAAAAAAAAAAUUGGUUUGUGGCGAUCUGAGAAUGUAAACUCGCUAACUGCAGGCUUUACUAUCGACAGUACAAUACCUGAGACAUCAGGUGACAGAUUUUUAGUUAUUGAUGCACAGUUGUCAUGCUGCUUAUGUUUCCUGGAUAGUAUUUCUCUGCAGCAUUAUCACAUCUGUUAUGCAAUAUGCAUUUCCAGGAACGUGUUCAUGUAUUCAUGUUAUAGGUGUACAAUAAAAACACAAAUGUUAAUUGGUAAUUUUUUUAUUGGGUCUAUUGUGAAGUAGCUUUUACAGUACAUGUUAAGAUAGUUCUGCUAUACCUGUGGUUGUGAAAGUUAAAACAUGCUCAAACCGUUUUGUUCACAGGAAUGAAUGUCUCUUGUUUGACUUAAACAUUGUCAUUACCAUCCACAAGGACUCUGAUAUCUAAAGCACAAAAAAUAAAUGUAUGUUUGCAUUUUGUUGCACUUACUGGAAAAGAUGAAUGUGGUGCCUCCCUUGUUAAAUGCCAAUAAACACCCUCCUGUUGCCA